This is a messenger RNA of Puccinia triticina, 2523 nucleotides long. RefSeq lists its product as uncharacterized. The transcript is spliced from 3 exons. Gene Ontology annotation, cellular component: mitochondrion. Bases 1 to 2523 code for a protein of 840 amino acids. Gene Ontology annotation, molecular function: ATP binding; nucleic acid binding. Lineage: Eukaryota; Fungi; Basidiomycota; Pucciniomycetes; Pucciniales; Pucciniaceae. The record is from RefSeq and is a predicted model, not a curated record.
AUGCUUCCCAUCUCCCGUCGGUCGCUUCUCGCCCACUCACUCAAGCCAAACUCGCUCUCCAGACCAUUGUCAUCGCUGCCCUCCUCAUCAUCGUCUGCCCGCCCUUCAUCCUUCUCCUCGGCUUCCCUCUCCCUCUUCCAGAAAUCGAUCCUCUCAAGACCUUUCAUUUCCCCCAUCUCACUCUCCGCCAAACAUGCUUUCUCCGUUUCAACCCGAGAUCUGAAUUCGACUGCUGCGUUGAGAGCCAGGACAGAUGUCGAAGCAAGUCAGGAAGAUGAACCGCAAGAGAGCUCAGACCAGCCCACCACUCAACCUUUCUCAAGCAUCGAGUCCUAUAUAUCCCCAGCACUUUAUCGAGCCGUCACCGAAUCUCCCUUUGGCUACUCUCACAUGUCAGCCGUCCAAGAUCAACUGCUGAGUGAUCUCCCGAACCUGAUUCAAGGCUCAGAAGAUGGCGUGACCAAGACGAAAGAUUUGCUGGUCAAAGCCAAGACAGGCACCGGAAAGACUCUUGCCUUCUUGAUACCCGCUGUCGAAUCCCGUCUCCGAGACCUUGAGGCUGAACAGCUCCGAUUCAAAACUCAAAACCCAGACGCCAGCCAUCAGAAUCUCACCCUGCACAUGAGACGCUAUGAGGCCGAGACAACCGGGAUCGUGGUCAUGUCCCCAACACGUGAACUAGCCACCCAGAUCGCACAGGAAGCCAUCAAGUUGACCUCUCAUCUCAAGCAAUUCGGAAUUCGAUUGUUUGUUGGUGGGGCUAGCAAAGCCGCCCAACUUCGUGAAUUUGAACGUGGACGACGGGAUAUUGUGGUUGCCACUCCAGGCAGAUUGAACGACGUCCUGAACACAAGCCCCACCGUCCGUCGGAACCUGGGAACCGCCAAAACAUUGAUCAUGGAUGAAGCCGACACGCUGCUCGAGAUGGGAUUCAAGGAGGAGAUCGAUGUGAUCGUCAAGCAGCUCCCUCCCAAGGAGGAACGAUCCACCUACCUCUUUUCUGCCACCAUCUCACCCGAAAUCAACCGAAUCGCUCAACAGACGAUGAAGAAAGAUACCAAGAUCGUCGAUUGUGUGCCCUCUGGUGAAACCAACGUCCAUGCCCACGUCCCGCAAUACUAUACCAUCUUGCCCAACCCCAACCAGCAGAUCAAACACAUCUUCAAUCUCAUCGCCCAUGACCAACUGAUCAACCCGAGCGGUAAAACCGUCAUCUUCUUACCCACCACCAAGAUGACCCAGCUAUUCAGUCAAAUGAUCUCCAGCUUCAGACGUAACCUACCGUGGAACUCUGCCGGUUUGACCAAAGUCUAUGAAAUGCAUGGCGGAAGAACUCAAAGGGAAAGAGAGAACAUCGCCAAAGAUUUCCGAGCGGGAUCAGGUGGUGGUUACCAAGUUUUGGUCACUUCCGAUGUUUCUGCUAGAGGUGUGGAUUACCCCGGAGUAACCCGAGUGAUCCAAAUCGGAGUGCCUACGAGUCGAGAUAUAUAUGUGCACAGAGUUGGACGAACUGGACGGGCGGGCAAAUCGGGCCGAGGUGACUUGAUCCUAUUGCCAUUUGAAGCCGGCUACGUCCCCUCCGCAUUACGCGAGAUCCCGAUCAAGCCGUUGUCGGUCUCCGGUCUGAGCGACGAGGUGGCCCAGAUGAUCUCCAAGAUCGAUGAGGCUGGCCAAGCGCAAGCGCCGACGAUCAUCCAACAAGUCAGUCAACAAAGGUCGGCAAUGAACAGCCGAAACUCGCGCUACUCCAACCAACGCUCAGGUUCGCGGGAGAGCGAGUCGCGAUCGAGCACCCAAGAGGUGCAAAUGCAGCUACCGGUGUCGACGCGAGUGCAAUCGUUUGAGGAGAACCUGAAGGAGAACAUCAUCCCAUCGAUCGGAGAAGAAGCGAUCCGGGAAUCGUUCGGCUCCAUGCUGGGGUACUACGGCUCGAAAGCCUCGGACAUCCGGACGACCAAGGAGGCCAUCCUGAGCGGCUUGAAAGACUGGGCCGUCUCGGGCAUGUUACUUCCUGAAGAACCGUACGUCUCGCCGACCUUCCUGCAGAAGUUGGGCUUCAACAACGACCGCAAGAUGGCCCGAUCUGGCGGAGGCUGGGGAAACAACUCUCGCGGUGGAGGCGGAGGAAGCAGUUGGGGCCGAGGGGCGGGCGGAGGCGGGAACGCCUGGGCGCGUGGCGGGACCAGCCAAUUCGGCCGAAGCGAGGGCGGAUAUUCGCAAGGCCGGGCCGGAGGCAGCAGCGGAGGAGGCUAUUCGCAAGGCCGGGCCGGAGGCAGCAGUGGAGGAGGCUAUUCGCAAGGCCGGGCCGGCGGGAGCAGUGGGGGAGGCUAUUCACAGGGCCGCGCCGGCGCCGGCACGCGCGACCGUGAUGCCGCCCCGUUCAUGAACCGCGGCUCGGCCCAGUUCGGCGGCGGCCAGGGCCGGAGAGGAGGCUUUUCUUCCUCCGGUGGUCCUAGCUUCGGCGGCGGCGGCGGAAAAUUCGACCGAUCUUCUUCCGAACGCAAGUUCAGGCCCCGCGACUAA